Molecule: messenger RNA, 1661 nt
Organism: Mycetomoellerius zeteki
Lineage: Eukaryota; Metazoa; Arthropoda; Insecta; Hymenoptera; Formicidae
Exons: 6
Coding region: 159-1661 (500 amino acids)
Source: RefSeq, a predicted model, not a curated record
UUCUUUGCAAUUUGUUGAGCGAUGUCCAGAAAUAUUUUUCCAAUGAUCUAAUACUCGAUUCGUCAAAAGAAUGAAUUCCUUCUCUGGCGAAAAUAAAGAUCGGAGGAGACGUGUGAUUUUAGCACGUGACAAUCUCAUUAAUUGGUACACAAUUAGAUAUGGACGCAUUCGUUGAAAAUUCGAUGUUUCUUUUUGUGGACGACUCAGAACCCAUCUUCCGAUCCACCGAAUACGACAAUACAGGCAGGGUUGUGGAAUUGGCAGACGUUGGCUGCGAUACGGAAACCACGUUUCCCAUACAUUUUCCACGUGAUGCGUUUGAUCGACGUCGCGGAGGAGCUGAAAGCCUCGGAUCGACUCGCAGAAUCACCAAAUGGCUCAACGACAGACCGAAUGAAUUUACUCGAAGAGUUAGCGACAUAAAUAAUGAUGACGACAGAAAUGGGAAUUACAUCCGAGGGAAAACGCGGCAACACGUACGCAAUUACGAUGACGAGCCUGAUGCGGAUUUCAACAAUUCGUAUUCGGAGAAUCCUUAUGAUGAUUUCGAACUAUCGAAAAACAAUUUCGCAGUUGAAGAAGAUAAUUAUACUCAAUUUGUAAAUCCCCAAAAUGCAAUCGCGCGUUCUCAUAAAGAAUGUGUCUCGCGAUAUGAUUACUUGAUUGAUCGCGAUAGAUACUUGAGAAAUCUCGAGUCUCCAUUCAUGCAAAGUAUUCAUAUACCUCUAAGGAAGAAUAUUUCUCCGCGAUGGCUUGCCGAGAGCGAUAAAAAGAAUCUCUGCGAAAUUCACGAUACCGAUAUUCAAUCUGGUGAACGCAAAAAACGAACAAAAAUUCUUUCGAAAAACGGAAGCUUCAAUCGCGAAGCGGAAUUCGAGCAGGCUCGCGAAAUAGCGAUGCAUCGCGAACAAGAUAAUCUUCCCAAUGUCGUUGACCCUGUCGCAUCUUCAAAACAAAUGUUUUGGGAUUAUGUUUCAUUCGAAAACGAUUCAGAAUGUGAAGAAACAACUUUUUACAAUCCAACGAAGACAAAAAAUCACGGCGGGUUGCAGAAAAUGACACCGCGCAGGAGAAGAUCGUACAUCUUCAAUUCACAACCGAAACGCAUAGAUGUUGUUGAUUCGGAAGGAGAAGAGUUCAAUGAAACGGUUAAAAAAAACAAUCGAGAAAACUUGUCGCCCAAGAUUCCAAUAAAUAGCGAGAGUUAUCGAACUUCGAAAGGUGAUGCAAUGAAAGAGAAACCCAAGAUUUUACGAUUAAAUACACCGAACGCGAAUUCUUCACGAAAUCAAUCGAUGAGAACAUCCGUUGAUGAACAAAUUUCGAACAUGUAUUUUACAGCAAAAGGUUCAAUUAACAUGAGGCCGCAUUCAGCAACCGAAGGGAAGAAAAAUAAAUUUUCAACGAUCGAGAGGAAAGAAGAAAUUAUAAAUACGACUGGAAUGACUGUCGACAAUCAUCGAUACCGCAACAAAUUCGUCAACAAGCUUUCCAAUAAUUCUCCCAAGAAAACUAGUCGUUUGACAAGAAUGUUUAAUCGCAUCGCAGACUCGUCGGGCAAUAGACAGAUAGAAAUGGAAAACGAAAGAGAUAACAUAAAUUUUCAUCGCGGAAAUAGUAAAAUAGAUCAGAUCAAUGUGACUGUCUCACAUUUGCUUUGA